Molecule: messenger RNA, 1063 nt
Organism: Lobosporangium transversale
Lineage: Eukaryota; Fungi; Mortierellomycota; Mortierellomycetes; Mortierellales; Mortierellaceae
Product: ELMO/CED-12 family-domain-containing protein
Exons: 6
Coding region: 365-943 (192 amino acids)
Molecular function (GO): GTPase activator activity
Source: RefSeq, a predicted model, not a curated record
CACGUACAAAAUAUAUUCUGGUGUGUUACUCCCAGGCCUGACAUACUCGUGUUUAAUACAAUGGGCUUUCAACAUCUCUUCAACUCAAUGCAUAACAUGGAUGACAUGGAUGAACGACUGAAAUCGAGGAUAGAUUAAGCAAAAAAAAUCACCCGUUUAAUAUUUUUAUAUUCUUAAUGAUUUUAAUGCUUACAGGUAUUAACCCAAUACAUUUUCUUUUUCUUGCUUUCCCCUUAGUCUCGCAGCCAAGAAACUGCAAUAUGCGCUCGAAAAGAUUGCAUUGACGCAUCAACUUGCAAGGGAGAUCAAUCAACGUGCACAUACAAAAUAUGAUUCAACCAAUCCAGCUCAUGAACGCAAGCUGAUGCUGCUUUGGGAGCUUUUACGCCCUCAAGAGAAACUCGAUGGACGAUACACAAAGCAGUGGUCUGAGAUCGGAUUCCAGGGCAAAGAUCCUGCAACAGAUUUCAGGGGAAUGGGCAUGCUUGGACUGGACGAUUUAGUUUAUUAUGCGAAGCACUACCCUAUUUCUUCAAAACACGCAUUAGAGUGCUCGCAUGAUAAGAUCUCAUGGUAUUCUUUUGCCAUCGUUGGAAUUAAUAUCACGGCUUUUGCUGUGCAAACACUAAGGACUAGACAGCUGCAGUACUAUUUAUUCUUGAAUGGCACAGACCGUUCUGUCUACCAUGAACUUUACUGCUAUUUAUUCCAUCGAUUCAACGGGUAUUGGACAAGUCUUGAUCCCAAACCAUCUGUGAUGGACUUUGAACGGGUAUUUACGGACUUCAAGAUCAUGAUGGAGCGACAGUUGGCAAGACGCAAGUUGAUGAUGUUGAGAUUUGAUACUAAGGAGAGCCUAGGCUCUGGUGGAUUCCCCAUUGUAUCUAAUAAUAAGCAGCAAAACGGUGAAGCAAUCGAACUCGAAAACAAGAAAUUACAGUGAUAUAUAAAUUAGAAAUUAGAGAUGAGCAUAUCAGGCUUUAAAAAAAAAAAAAAAAAAGGUCUUUGCAAACAACUAGAUACUACAAAGCAUUUGUUAAUAAAGUUGUGCCGCUUUCUUUUU